CUUAAUAACGGUGGAAAUAAUGUAUAGCAAGAGAAUGAAUCACUCUAAAUAAAGAAACCCCUUGAGGCUUGAGGUAGUAAGAGAUUAAAAUAGAAGAAUUAGAGUGAAAAUGGUGAUCAGCAGCACAAGUACCGCCACAGAUGCCACCACCAAGAGCUUGUCUUCCACCUUUGCUUCUCGUUAUGUUCGUACUUCUCUUCCCAGGUUUAAGAUGCCAGAGAAAUCAAUACCGAAGGAUGCAGCUUACCAGAUUAUAAACGACGAGCUUAUGUUAGAUGGGAACCCGAGGCUGAAUCUGGCAUCUUUUGUAACUACUUGGAUGGAACCCGAGUGUGAUCAGCUCAUAAUGGCUUCGAUAAACAAAAAUUAUGUCGACAUGGACGAGUACCCUGUCACUACCGAACUUCAGAAUCGUUGUGUUAAUAUAAUCGCACACCUUUUUAAUGCUCCGAUUGAAGAAGAAGAAACUGCAAUCGGUGUAGGCACUGUAGGGUCAUCGGAGGCAAUCAUGUUGGCUGGUUUAGCAUUCAAAAGAAAAUGGCAGCAAAAGCGUCGUGCACAAGGAAAACCUUGUGACAAACCUAAUAUAGUCACGGGAGCAAAUGUACAGGUUUGCUGGGAGAAGUUUGCUCGCUACUUUGAGGUGGAACUAAAAGAGGUACACUUGAAAGAAGGAUACUAUGUGAUGGAUCCGGAGAAAGCUGUGGAUAUGGUUGAUGAGAAUACGAUAUGUGUGGCAGCUAUUCUUGGGUCUACCUUAACAGGAGAGUUUGAAGAUGUAAAGCUUCUUAACCAACUUCUAACAAAAAAGAAUGAGGAGACCGGAUGGGAUACUCCCAUUCAUGUCGAUGCUGCUAGCGGGGGGUUUAUCGCGCCCUUUAUAUACCCUGAUCUUGAAUGGGAUUUUCGGUUGCCUUUAGUGAAGAGUAUUAAUGUGAGCGGUCACAAAUACGGCCUUGUUUAUGCUGGAAUAGGGUGGGUUAUAUGGAGGAGCAAAGAUGAUUUGCCGGAGGAUCUUGUUUUCCACAUCAACUAUCUCGGUUCUGAUCAGCCUACGUUCACACUCAACUUCUCUAAAGGUUCGAGUCAGAUCAUUGCGCAAUACUAUCAGUUGAUCAGGCUUGGUUUCGAGGGCUACAAAAACAUCAUGGAGAAUUGCAGGGACAAUGCCCAGGUAUUGAAAGAAGGGAUAGAGAAGACGGGGAUGUUCGAGGUGAUCUCCAAGGAUGUUGGGGUGCCGCUGGUAGCAUUCGCUCUAAAAGAUAGCAGCAAGUACACUGUUUUUGGCAUAUCCGAGAGUCUAAGGCGUUUCGGUUGGAUUGUGCCAGCAUACACAAUGCCACCCAAUGCGGAGCACAUUUCGGUGCUGCGUGUGGUGGUAAGAGAGGAUUUUAGUCGGAGCCUAGCAGAGAGACUAGUCUUCGACAUACACAAAGUUUUACAUGAGAUGGAUAGUCAUCCGAUCCAAGUGUCAACCAAGUCCGCACAUGUUACUCUAGAUAGUGAUAACAUACCAGAAAACAAGGUUGUAGUCAAGAAAGAUAUGGUGGAAAUUCAAAGAGAAAUAAUCAAGUAUAAAAGGGUCGUUGAUCGGAAUAAAACAAGCGGAGUUUGCUAGAGAUUAAUAUGUUGCGAGUUGGGAAUCGAAACUGAGUUGUUUCUACUCGAUAAACGGCGUUACAUCUACAAUAAAGUACAAUAUGUUUAAAUGUCGGUGUGCGCUCUUGAUGAUAGCUAUUUGUAUCUUGGUGACUGAUGCUAGAAGUUUUCAACAUAGUAUUCCCAAACCCAAAUGUCCAUUGCUUGUUCAUUGGGCAUCAUGUAUUUUGAAAGUGUUCAAGCUUGUAAAAUGUUUAUGAUGCAAUCGUGAGGUGUAUUUUUCAUUUUAGGCUGUUAA
Molecule: messenger RNA, 1897 nt
Organism: Amaranthus tricolor (Joseph's coat)
Lineage: Eukaryota; Viridiplantae; Streptophyta; Magnoliopsida; Caryophyllales; Amaranthaceae
Product: glutamate decarboxylase-like
Exons: 6
Coding region: 110-1618 (502 amino acids)
Biological process (GO): L-glutamate catabolic process
Cellular component (GO): cytosol
Molecular function (GO): glutamate decarboxylase activity; pyridoxal phosphate binding
Source: RefSeq, a predicted model, not a curated record